GACGGCUGGUACUCUGCAGUACACAUGACUUGAGCCGAUGCUCUACGCGUGUGCAUCGGCCACGCUUCAACAAUCAGACUUGUUCGGUUCGUAACAUGGCCGCCGUCGAGUCUGCGGUCCGGCUACCGACGCCGCAACCUGGUGAGGCCAGCGCGGCGGCAGAAGGCAGCUCGCGAAAACGCAGCUCCAUAUCACGAUCGCCUUCACCGCAACGAGACGCGCCAGCACUACGACGCCGCUCGAACUCGAGAUCCCCGCCUUCACGAAACCAUGGUCCGCUGCCCCGCGAUGUCGACCGCGCGCGAGCGAAGGAGAGAGCACGACAACUCGAAAUGCGACAAAAAGAAGAUGAAGCUCCGGCAAAACCACUUACGGACGAGGAGAAGCAGGCGGCAGCGAAGGCAGAAUAUGAGAAACUGCUGAACAUGCGAUCUGGCGGCACAUACAUACCUCCCGCUCGGCUGAAGGCAUUGCAGGCCCAGAUCACCGACAAGACUUCGAAAGAGUAUCAGCGUAUGGCAUGGGAGGCGCUGAAGAAAUCGAUCAACGGCCUGAUCAACAAGGUCAACGUCUCGAACAUCAAACACAUUGUGCCGGAGCUCUUCAAUGAGAAUCUGGUCCGAGGGCGUGGUCUGUUCUGCCGAAGUAUCAUGAAGGCGCAAGCAGCCAGUCUGCCUUUCACUCCGAUCUACGCGGCGAUGGUCGCCAUUGUGAACACCAAGCUGCCACAAGUUGGCGAGCUGUUGAUCAACAGACUGAUCAUCCAGUUCCGCAAAGCGUACAAGAGGAACGACAAGAGUGUAUGCCACAGCAGCACCACAUUCAUUGCACACUUGAUCAAUCAGCAGGCCGCGCAUGAGAUGCUUGCAGCCCAAAUGCUGUUGCUCCUUCUCCACAAGCCGACGGAUGAUAGUGUUGAGAUUGCUGUUGGCUUGAUGAAAGAAGUGGGUCAGCACAUCGAGGAGAUGAACUCCUCUAUAGCACUGGCAGUUUACGAUCAGUUCCGAGGCAUCCUGCAUGAAGCGGACAUCGAUAAGCGAGUACAGUACAUGAUCGAGGUCCUGUUCCAGAUCCGGAAGGACAAGUACAAGGACCAUCAAGCGGUGAGGGAAGAGUUAGAUCUGGUAGAAGAGGAAGACCAAAUUACGCAUCGACCAUCGUUGGAUGAUGAGAAGUUGAAAACAGAAGACGGAUUGAACAUAUUCAAAUUUGACGCCGAGUACGAAGCGAAUGAAGAGGCAUACAAGAAGCUGAAGGCCGAAAUUCUUGGCGAGGCUGAGGACAGCGACGAGGACGAGGCGGAGGACAGCGAUGAAGAAUCCAGUGAUGAGGACGAGAACGAUGCGGAGGAGAGGGCGAUGGAAAUCAAGGAUCAGUCCAAUACCGAUCUGGUCAAUCUCCGUCGUUCCAUCUACCUGACGAUUAUGUCGUCUGGUACCUUUGAAGAAGCUUGCCACAAGCUCAUGAGGAUCAACUUGCCGGCCGGCCGAGAAGACGAACUGCCCUCCAUGAUCAUCGAAUGUUGCAGUCAGGAGCGCACUUUCAACAAGUUCUUCGGUCUCAUUGGUGAGCGUUUCUGCAAGCUGAACCGGCUCUGGAAGGACCUGUUCCAAGAUCAGUUCAUGAAGUACUACGAGACGAUCCACCGAUUUGAGACCAAUCGACUACGCAUCAUCGCGCAAUUCUUUGGCUAUCUGUUGUCUUCCGAUGCGAUCGAUUGGACCGUAUUCCACGUUGUGAAGCUGAAUGAAGAAGACACCACAAGUUCGAGUCGCAUCUUUGUCAAGAUUCUCAUCGAGGAGCUCGAGGCGGGCAUGGGCAUGAAGAAGUUGGUGGAACGCUUCAAGGGCGACGAUUUGCAGACAGCCUUGACUGGCAUGUUCCCAACGGACGAUCCGAAGAACACUCGAUUCAGCAUCAAUUUCUUCACUGCGAUUGGCAAGGGACCGCUCACAGAGGGCAUGCGAGAAUGGCUGAAGAAUAUGCCAAAGCCUGCGCCAGCGCCGCUGCCAGCAAAGAGUCCAACCCCAAGCAGAGGACGGAGCGAGAGUGUCAGCAGCUAUUCCAGCUAUUCCAGCUACUCUUCACGAUCAGAUUCGCGGUCACGUUCGAGAUCGCGUACGCCGCCGAGGCGUGGGCGGGACCGAAGCUACUCCCGCUCCCCAACGCCAAAGAAGAAUGGCAGAAAGACGUCUCGUUCGCCUUCUCCCAGGAGAAGAAGAUCUCCUCGCGGACGCAGAGACAGCUACAGUGAUCGUUCAGUCUCGCGUUCGCGCACACCACCACGGGCCAGACGAGACUCGGUCUCACGUUCCCGUUCUCCUCCACGCAAAGCCAACGGCAAAGGCCGUGCACGCUCCAGAUCACGCUCUCUUUCACGUCGCAGAGACCGCACAGCAAGCCGUUCCCCAAGUCCGCCACCACGACGAAAGGCAGGCCGCGCAGAUUCGAGAUCCCGCUCUCCUCGACCAAAGCGGGGCAGGAGCGCAAGCUACGAAUCUAGGUCUCCACCAUCGCGAAGACGCAGCCCGCCUGCGAAGCGAAGGAGGAACACGAGCAGCCCAGAGUCUUCUCGAUCGCCUCCUCCUCGCAAAGCCCCUCCGCCGAGAAAGCCAGAAGCCAAUGUCGAAGAGGAUCAGUCUCAUAUCCAUCCUAGUCGAAGGAAUCUUGUUGCUGGCAGUGGGCCUGGACAAAGAAGGAAGGGAGCUAGUGACUUUAUGUAGUGUGGCCUUCCAAAGUCAUUACCCGAAGCUGUAUAAAACGAGAAAUUGAAUCACAAUGUACCUUU
Molecule: messenger RNA, 2788 nt
Organism: Cercospora beticola
Lineage: Eukaryota; Fungi; Ascomycota; Dothideomycetes; Mycosphaerellales; Mycosphaerellaceae
Source: RefSeq, a predicted model, not a curated record